Molecule: messenger RNA, 1389 nt
Organism: Tetrahymena thermophila SB210
Lineage: Eukaryota; Ciliophora; Oligohymenophorea; Hymenostomatida; Tetrahymenidae
Product: kinase domain protein
Exons: 16
Molecular function (GO): protein binding; GTPase activator activity
Source: RefSeq, a predicted model, not a curated record
AUGUCAUAACACUUAUUUUUAUAGAUAGAAAAUCUUGCAUUAACUGAAUCUAAUUUAAGGAAAAUUUGUGAAAAAUCUGUCAAAGUUUUUUACGAAAACAGUGUCUACGUUAGCCUAUAGAACGUCAAAUUAAAUGAUCAAUUACUUGAAAUCGUAUGUUCAUAUCUCCAAAAUGGAAGUUUCUUGACAUCAGUUGAACUUAAUUUAAGAGAAAAUAAAAUAGGAAGCCAAGGAGCUAAUACUGUGGCGUCUUUGAUUUCAAAACUUCCUUCAAUCAGAUCUAUAAAGAUAAAUUUCUGGUAGAAUCAAAUUGGAGAUAAAGGAUUAUAACUGUUUGCAGAAAAAGUAAUUUAAAGUUAGCAUCUAGAGCAAAUUAGCUUAAAUAUUGAAGAUAACUAAAUAUCAUCUGAAGGGUUGUAGAUUUUUUGUGAAACACUUUAAAAAAUGGAAUAACUCACAGCACUUGCUCUUUAUAUUAGGGGGAAUAAAGUAGAUCAAAGAGGAUUGGCUGGUGUUUCUAAAACUUUGAAAGGUUUUAAAAAAUUAAUUAAUUUAAAGCUGUCGUUGUGUGGGAUAAGUAUGAAUAAUCAAUGUUUGGAAGAAAUUUAUGCAAAUUUAAAUAACAAUAAGCUUGAGAAACUAUAUCUUGAUUUGCAAUAAUGUAAAAUCAAAGAUGGAUUGGGUAGUUUAGGAAAAUUACUCGCUAGUUCAGCUUAGUUACAUGAUUUAUAUCUAAAUUUAGAAAGAAAUGCAAUCGAAUAAAGUGAGAUUAUAGAUUUAUUUAAUCCUAUUUUGUCUAAUUAGAGUAAUCUUAGAACAAUUGAAAUCAAUUUAAAGGCUAAUAAAAUCGGAAAAGAAGGCUCAAUAGAGUUAUCAAAUACCAUUCGAAAAUUAAAUGCAACUCUCAAGUCAAUAAAUCUAGCAUUAACCAAAAUUGAAUGUGUAGAUAUGGUAAAUAUUAUCGAUUCGAUAAUGAAUAACAUGUAUUUGUAAUAGCUAUGUCUCAGUUUAAGGUCUUAAGAAAUAAGACUGGAAUUAAUUCAAGCUUUAGGUUAAGUUUUGUCUAAGCCGUCAACGUUAGCAAAUAUAAAAUUAGAUUUAAGAGGCUAGACAUAAUUAACAAGUGAAUUGUUUCAAGAAUGGAUUCCUUAUUUCAAAGACUUAAGACCCAAUUUAAAAUCACUGAAUCUAGAUUUUUCGUAGACUGAACUAUAAUAUGUGGAAAUAUUUGAGUUAGCCGAAUUAAUUUUAGAGCAGCAAAAUUUACAUACUUUUGUAUAUCAUCAUGAUUGUGGAUAUAUUCAAGAGGAAAUUAAAUAAUCAGCACUAAAGAAUAAAAACUUAAUUUACUUUGAGUUAACUAAUAAAGAAGAUGAUCUAUUAUUUUGA